AUGCCCGAAAUGUUACCGUUUGUGGCCUUUUUCUGCCUCAAUAUACCGCUGGCUUUGGGCGCCAUUACUAUACUGUGCAUCGAUUUCGGCACAGAUAUGGUGCCCGCCAUCUCCCUGGCCUACGAGGGCCCUGAGAGUGAUAUCAUGAAACGUAAGCCCAGGAACCCUAGGAAGGACAGACUGGUCACCGAAAAACUGGUGUCCAUAUCCUACGGCCAAAUGGGCUUUUUUCAGGCCUUCGCCGGAUUUUUCACAUACAUUGUCAUUAUGACUGAGAAUGGGUUCCUCCCGUGGGAUCUCUAUGGCAUACGAGCUAAAUGGGAUUCCCGGGCCAUCAACGCACUGCCCGACUCCUAUGGACAGGAAUGGACUUAUCAUCAACGAAAGACCCUGGAGUACUCAUGUCACACGGCUUUCUUCGUGUCGGUGGUGCUGACAAAAUGGGCGGCACUGGUAUGUUGUAAGACACGACGGCUCUCCGUAUUCCAACAGGGCAUGAAGAAUCAUGUGCUCACUUUUGCCAUGGUUUUCGAGUUGGCACUGGCCCUGUUCCUAUCCUACUGUCCCGGUCUGGACAGGGGUCUCAACAUGUACCCAUUAAAAUGGUCCUGGUGGUUUACAUCGAUUCCCUUCUCGAUAGCCCUAUUUUGUUACGACGAGUUACGCAAACUAGUGAUGAGACGACUUCCCGGCGGGUUCAUUGAAACGGAGACUUAUUAUUAAGGGGUAUAUCAAUAAGUACUGCACAAUAGUUGAUCGACAUUUUAAAUCACAACAUGUUGUCUCUAUUCAACUACUAGACCCUCAUCCUGUAAGCCUAUUGAUUGAGUACCCUUUUAAUUAUUUAGCAUUAAUGAUAUAUUGAUUUAAUAAUAAAUUAUGAUUUUAUAAUAACCUAUGUUAAAAUCGGACUCACAAACAAGUAUACGCCAUAUUACACUUUAAAAAAGUACAGAUUUCACACAUCAUUACAAAAUGUUUGCUUAUAGGGGUAGGGC
Oppiella nova is the source of this 998-nucleotide messenger RNA. The record is from the annotation of a GenBank genome assembly. NCBI's taxonomy places the organism in Eukaryota, Metazoa, Arthropoda, Arachnida, Sarcoptiformes, Oppiidae.